UCUAUAAAGCUUCACUCAACAUAACAGCUCAGCUACUAUCCGCCCUACAGCCCGCCCUACAACGUGGCCAUGCCCGCAGUCCCCCCGAGGGGGCGGGCGGCCGCAGCGCCCGGGGCGGCAGUGUGCAACCGCGCGCAUGUUGUGGAACACGCGAAUAUUGAACCUAGGUCAUCUAGGUAGUCUAGGUCUACGUAGUGUUCACUCACAGUGAGGGCUAUUCGGUGAGUAAUACCUAUGGUAAAACGUAAGUAACUUUGUCCUCAUGUGUGCUGACUCAGUCAAUGUCGCAAGUCGUAACGCUGUAAACUUUCACAGAUUAAACCAACACCAUAAUUUUCAGAGGACAUCAACAAGAGGUUCGUCAGCCUCCAACUUUUUGCUGUCCAGAGGUCGGUCUAAUAAGACCUAAGGCUUCCUUAUCCAUCCUCUACUCUCCUCUAGUGAUGGAUAGAAAGAAGAAGAAUCACAAGCGAUACUGUAUCGCGUUCGGUUGUCACAACAACACCAAGGCUCUGCCGAACUUAUCACUGUUUAAACUCCCAAAGGAUCCACAGAGAAUGAGAGAAUGGCUGCGUAUACUGGGCAGAGAGGACUUGCUGCACAGAGAAGAUCUAAAACCCAGCAGCUAUGAAGUUUGCUGUUUCCAUUUCGACGAGUCCUCAAUCAAAGUCAUCAAACUACUGAAAGCCGACGCGAUGCCGGCACGGGUCGCCCUAGAUCUAACCAGAGACACUGAAUCAAAGGGCUCUGUCUCAUCUGUUGCAGUUCAAACUGGUGUUUUAGAGCAAUCCUUUCAAACAAGAAAAGCUCAACCGUCAAUGAAGGAAAAAGUUAUGGAAACAUCCAUGGAAUCAAGAGUAAAUGAACUUUCGAAAUGAAAUAACACUUUUUAUAUCAUUUUAUUUUUAACAUUUACUAUUUCUCUAUUUUUAUAUCGUUCACGAAGAUGACACCUGCGUUUAGUCAAUAGUCAUCUAUUCAAUGUUCGUGAUACAAAACUGGAUCCCAAAACCUCGUAAUAAUCUA
Plutella xylostella (diamondback moth) is the source of this 1026-nucleotide messenger RNA. RefSeq lists its product as uncharacterized. Gene Ontology annotation, molecular function: sequence-specific DNA binding. NCBI's taxonomy places the organism in Eukaryota, Metazoa, Arthropoda, Insecta, Lepidoptera, Plutellidae. The record is from RefSeq and is a predicted model, not a curated record.